AGGAAGUUGACUUUGACAGCUGGUUGUUGUUGACUUUCGUUUUUGGACUGUCACAUGAAAAAGUAACAGAGUAUUUGCGUGUUUUACAGGCGCUAGACUUGUUCUCUCAUUGUCAUGGAACUGUGCAGGAUUGUUAGCCUUUUUACUGUUGUGUUAUGUUUGAAUGUUUCAUUCAAAAAAUCUCUGUCAACACCAGUUAAUGGAUAUUCGAUCUCUAGGAAAUUGCUAAAAGAUGACUACAUGCAAAGAAGACAACAAAUUCUGACAGAAGAGCAAGAUCAAAGACUUGGAGGGGAAGUAGUUUUAAGCAAAGAUGAACAGACUGUGAAUGAAAGACUGCUUAAAAUCAAACAAACUGAAAUAGACGAUGCCCACUAUCAAGGAAAGCCAUUUGGUCCUCAGAUUAACUUCUUGAAAUCCAAGUCGUUUUAUGAGCAAAGUUCGGUUUUCAAGCUGAUACAGACAAUGCCUAAAGGUGGGGCAUUGCACGUGCAUGAUUGUUCUAUCGCUGACAUCCAGUGGCUGGUAAAGAAUGUCACGUACAGGGAUAACUGUUACAUGUGUUAUGAUUCCAAAAACGAAAUAUCUUUCCAGUUCUUCAAAACGCCUCCUCUUAACCCAGACUGCCCGUGGAAACUGGUCAGCCAUUUCCGAAAGGACUCUGGAGAUGUGACUAAAUUUGAUGAUCUUUUGGUAAAGACAAUGAUUCUGACAGACGAAUAUGCGAAUCUAGACAUUAAUACAGUGUGGACAAGAUUCGAGCUGAUCCUGACACGUGCCAAUGGCCUAAUCAACUACAAGCCGGUAUUUGGCGACUAUUUCUACGAGGCCCUGCGCGAAUUCCAUUCAGAUAACGUCCAGUAUGUCGAAGUCAGGGCCCUUCUUCCAGAGGUGUACGAGCUUGAUGGUACCACACUUAAGACAGCGGAAGUAAUGGAGAUUUAUAAGGAUAUGACUGAGAAAUUUCUAGCGGAUAACAUCAACUUCACUGGCGCGAAAAUCAUUAAAACAAAUCUUAGAUUUAAAUCGGCAUCCGACAUUCUUGCCGACGUUAAAGAUUCUAUUCAGUUGCUACAAGAGUUUCCGGAUCAUUUUGCUGGGUAUGAUCUGGUAGGUCAGGAAGACCCGGGGAAACCACUGAUAGAUUAUUUAGAUGCAUUGAGAUAUCCCUCGCAACAAAAACCACCCAUUACGUUGCCGUACUUCUUCCACGCUGGGGAAACUGACUGGCAGGGUACACGAGUAGACGAUAAUUUGAUAGAUGCGGUAUUGUUGAACACCACAAGGAUAGGCCAUGGAUAUGCACUGCCGAAACACCCACAAGUUAUGAAGAUAGUAAAACAACAAGAUAUUGCUAUUGAAGUUAACCCAAUAUCUAACCAAGUUUUAAAACUUGUGGAUGACAUGCAGAAUCACCCGGCGUCCGUUCUUCUAGCCGAUGGGUUGCCAGUUGUGAUAAGCUCUGAUGAUCCGGCAGUAUGGGGUGCACAGGGACUGUCUUACGACUUCUACGCCGCGUUUAUGGCAUUGUCAGGCAGGGACGAUGGUCUUGAAGUUCUUAAACAACUGUCCAUGAACUCUUUGAUAUACAGUGCCAUGGAAGAGAAGAAAAAAGUCCAGGCAUUAAAAGAUUGGCAGGUGAAAUGGAAAACAUUCAUAGACAAAACAGUUCGAAACUUGGAAUCCAUCUUGAUAGGAUAAAUUGCUAUCCAUGGUUAAUGAGUUAAUAGCACCUGCAAUAUACGUCAAAUUAUGAAAUAAAUGUAUUUGCUAAGGACAAUCAGUAACUGUGCGGUACCUUUGCAUGGUAUAAUCCCAGCCCGCAAACCAGUACUCUAGUCGGCCUUGGAGCGAUAUCAUUUGUUUGUUUUGCCAGUAAUAAGCAAGACUAAUUUCGAUGCUCUGGACACCCGAUUUCUUUUCCUGCCACUAAUCUGUCUCUGUCCGCUAUGGGCAUGCGCACUAGGAUUGUUUUGUCCAUAGUAAAAUAUAUAUGGAAGAAAGUCGCUACAGCCACAGACAUGUGCACGAGAUUUAAGGUGCUUUAAUACUUUUUGUUUUACAUGUAAGAAAUACCAAGUUACAGAUGUAUGAGAUAUUUUAUUAUUUAUGACAACUUUAAUUGUACAUGUAUGUUAAGCUUGAUAAAUAGUUUGUGCUUUUUUACCCUCACUACCUACUCCAGAGCAAGAACUUCGUGUUAUUUAUAAUCUAUAUUUUGUUUUAUUAUAAUAUAUUUGUGUCUCAUUGAGAAACGCAGUAUUUUCACGUGUAUAAUUUUAUAUUAACUAUCGUUUAUUUAAGUUUGAAAACCUCACUGGACUAACUGUGUUUACUUUAGCAUAUAUACAAUCAAACAGCGAACAUGCAAUGUGAUAUAUUGUUUAUAGAUCUAUUUAUCUUUGAUAAUGCACUGGAAUUGUAUACAUCUUACUGUACUUAGUACAUUGUAAUAUAAAUCAUGUCUCAUUUUACAGAGGUACAGAGAACACGGUGUUACUGAUAUAAAAUGUUGUGUGUUAACGUAUUUUAUUUAAGAAAUAAUUUAUAGCCAAACCGUGUUUUAACACUAUUUGUACACGAUGGGCGGUUAUACGUCGGGCGUAAUAAUCUCUUAAUGCUUGCGGAAUAGUUCCAUCAGAGAAUUAUUCUGCUGAGCGAAUAACCAACCCAGUGUGUGUGAAUUAAUCAAGACAGUUUUGCUGUGUUAAAUUUCGUUUUAAACAUGUUUUCAGUAAACUAUUACGUCGACAUGACGUCAACAUAAUAUCAUUGUGAUGAUUAAAACUUAUUCGCUGUAGAUUUUAUUUUAAAUUUUGCUUUCAUUUUUACCUAUAUCUUUUAUGUAAUCAGAUCCUGCAAUUUUGUUGACUGCCAUUAUUGUUAAAUUAAGUCACGUUCUUAGAUUGCGAAACAGCGGAAGUGAUAAUAGAUGCACGUAAAUAAUAUAUAUUAUACGAUAAAUUUUCAGCUCACAAGGGGAAUAUUCAACAUUUGACAAUGUAUAUUUUUAGAAAGAAUUUAAUGAUACUAUAACCUGGCAAAAAAUAUGAAAAUCGGACUUCAAACAAAAAAGAUACGGCAAUUUAAAUAACGGCAGACAUUUUGUGCGCAAUUACGUCAUCGUUAUUUCCUUAUAUGGGCAUUACCAAAUAUGGCAAAAUUGUGUUAAAUACAAUGGAAGCUAAAAUUUAAGUUAUACACUUUAACACACACACUAAGGUUCAUAUUAUAUUAUGGCCGACAAAAAUUAAUAUGUUUCUCUUAGUUGUUACUGAUUUUCCGUAUAUGGUAAUGCCCAUAUAAGGAAAGAAUGAUGAUGUCACUGCGCCAAAAAUCACUGCCAUUUGAGUUCAUAGAUGGUAUUCAAAUGGCUAUAUCUUUUUUGUUUGUAGUCCGAUUUUGAUACUUUAUUCGUUAGUGUUAAUGGUUCACCUAAUUCUUUAUACUAAGAAAUGUUGCCAAAUGUUGCAUAUUCCCCUUUAAAUCUAGUCAUGAUUGCGAAAUAGCAAUAAUGAUGAAGGGUACUUGUGAAUUAAUAUCAUACCAAAUUGUUCAUUUUAUUGCCAGUAUUGUUAAAUAACUAGUAUGUUCAUAUAUUGUGAAACCGAAAUAAGGACAAAGGCUACUCGUCUUUUAAUACCUUACCUCAAUUUUUCAUUUACGUCAUGUAAUGUUAUAAUAAUUUUAAUAUAUACAUGGACAGUAUUGUAUGAGUAAAAUUAUUUACGUACAUGUCAGUACUAGACAUGUAGAAGUGUGCACAUGUUCUAUAUAUACUUUUGUAUCUUUUGUUGUGAAACAUACACAAGAUUUGUUUUAACUUACAUUUUUAAACAAUGUGUCUCAAGUUUAGCUUUAAUUAAUAUUAACGUAGAGCGUUUUUUUUUAUGAGACAGGGUGAGUAUUGAUUUAAAGAAAACUAUCAUAUUCGUCUACUGUUUGAUCAACCUAAUUUCGUGAUUCAGAAAUGCGUUUUUGUUUUUUUUU
Messenger RNA from Mercenaria mercenaria, 3990 nucleotides. RefSeq names its product adenosine deaminase AGSA-like. The transcript has 9 exons. The record is from RefSeq and is a predicted model, not a curated record. Lineage: Eukaryota; Metazoa; Mollusca; Bivalvia; Venerida; Veneridae. Gene Ontology annotation, biological process: adenosine catabolic process; inosine biosynthetic process. The coding region runs from base 115 to 1701 and encodes 528 amino acids. Gene Ontology annotation, molecular function: adenosine deaminase activity.